GUCCCUUUGAGGUACAAGCCGGAAGAUGUUUGCCGGUGUGUGUGACUAGUAGAUAAAAGAAAGACAUCUCUUAGAAAUAUUCUGUAUAUACUGCGGAACAGUCAUAUUUACUGCACCUCAUUUCUCGAAGAUCCAAAGAUCCAAACACAAAAAAUGCCUUCCUCAACCCUCUCCCCAUAUAAACAAAUCCCCGAAACCAAAGAAGACUGUACGUCCAACCUCCUCCCUCCCCAAACCUCACACUAAAAUUACGCAGUGGACUGGGCCGAACUAGUAACCCUGGAUCUCAGCCUCUGGGACAAACCAGGCGGCAAAGAAAAACUCGCAGCCCAGCUCGAACACGCUUCUCAACACGUCGGUAUGUACAUUUGUUUCAUUUAGGUAAUAAUUACCUUACUUACUAAUAGACUUUAGGUUUAAACCUUAGUCUGUUCUCGCUUAUUCUAGAACGUUCGAUCACGUGAACCGAAACAUUCUAGUAUCCCUUUCUAUUUAUAAGCACUUCUAUUCUAUUUAUAAUCUAUAGAACCUCCUAGAAUCUAUAUAAGGAGUAUAUAUAGACCUUUACUGUCCUUAUAGUUAGAAAAAUCAAGUCAUUUUCACAAGUCAAAUUCUUACUCUUUUGAUUCCCGAUGUAUCUAACAGUCAUCUGACCAUCCUACUUCCACUGUCUUAUAUACACUCUGUAUAUAACCGAUACCUCUUACAACAUUAAAAUCUAGAAGCCUUUUAAAGAACGAGAAGCUUACAUCCCCACAGGAUUCUUCUACGUCACCAACUUCGGAAUCUCGCAAGAAGAAGUGGAUAGACAAUUUGCUCUUGGCCGGGAAUUUUAUAAACUUCCUUUGGAUGAGAAACUCAAGUUUUAUAGUCAGGAAGACUUGGAUAAUGGGGAGUACAAUGGGUCUUGACCUGCUGGUUUGCGUCAGUGAGUACAAUCUUAAUAUGUCGAGAUAAGUGAAGUGUGAAGGAAGGCUAACAGUAAUAGAUUGGGAGAGGGGAUUGUGGAUAAUAUCGAAGUGUAUAACAUUCCAAAAUUCGACGGGUUCCAUGCAAAAGCACACAAGCAACCAGCUGUGUUAAAAGAACAUCUCGAUGAGAUUGAAAAAUUCAGUCGUGCAAGUCUCUACCCCCUAAAUAAAACCACAAUAAGGCUAAUGCAAGGUCAGGAUAUCCACGAAAAGGUCGUUUUGAAACUCCUCCGCGUCCUCGCCACAGUCCUCGAGCUGCCUGAAGACCAGCUCCUUCAAGAUCACGCAUACAACGAUAACGGUGAAGACCAUCUCCGCUACAUGCACUACGCAGCUCGUUCUGCCGAGAAAAACAAAAAGAUUGGCGGUCUCUAUUCUCCAGGACAUACAGAUCUAGGUACCAUUACAAUAUUAUUCCGUCAACCAGUUGCCGGGUUGCAAAUCCUCAAUAACAAGGAGGAGUGGAAAUGGGCGAAGCCCAUGGAUGGAACGAUCACUGUGAAUAUCUGUGGUGCAUUGUCUGCACUUACAGGAGGCUACUUUAAGAGUAGUGUGCAUAGAGUUCAUGUUCCACCACAGGAUCAGGCACAUAUUGAUAGAUUGGGAGUUUUGUAUUUUGCUCGGCAAGUACCCCUCCCCUUCCCCUUUUUACAUAUACUAACCUUUUCAGACCAAACAACCACGUCUACCUCCACCCCAUAACCAACUCACCUGUCCUCCAACGGACUGAGAAAACCUCCAACCCUUUCACAACACUGGGAAAACGCAUGACGGUCGAGGAAUGGGUCAAAGUGCGUCAAACGCAACAGCAAAGAAGGAAGGUCCCUGUGAAGAUUACCGAGGAUGGGAAGUAUACCUAUCAUAAGAAGGACAUCGAGAUCUUGCCGGGGUUGACUGCUAUGGUUUAUAACUGA
This is a messenger RNA of Hymenoscyphus albidus, 1885 nucleotides long. Lineage: Eukaryota; Fungi; Ascomycota; Leotiomycetes; Helotiales; Helotiaceae. The record is from the annotation of a GenBank genome assembly.